AUGUCGGAUCUCAGUCUCGGGGGAUUCGCGCUACUGGUCUGCGUCUACAUCUUUACCGUCGCCUGCACCGCGAUCUUAGGUCUGCGCUUUCUGGCCGCGCGAUUGACGAGACGGCGGUUCUAUCUCGAUGACGGCUUCGUCGGCCUUGCAUAUAUAAACACGGUCGUGUUGGGGGGUUGUGUCAUAUGGGCCAUCUACAACGGAUUGGGCCGCCACAUCAUUGAGCUCAACCCCCAGGAGAUCGGGGUCCAGUUCAAGCUCGUCGUCGCCAGCGGUGUCACGUGGCUCCUUGGCACCGUCACCAUCAAGAUGUCGAUGCUCUGCCUGUACAAUAGGCUCUUCUCAUCGUCGACAAACACCAGGCGUUGGGCGUCAGUCCUGAUGGUACUUGUGUCCUGCUACGGUAUCGCCUUCAUCACUGUCUUCUUGACCAACUGCCAACCCAUUGACCAGAUGUGGAACCCAGUGCCUGAUGGUUGGUGUCGCGACCUCAGCAUUGAUGAGUUCGUAUCGGUCAGCAUCAACCUGGUCCUCGACCUCUCCAUCGUUCUGCUGCCCAUGCCGGUGCUUUGGAGGAUGCAGAUGACGACAAGGAAGAAAGUCUUCAUCUCCAUCAUGUUCGGUCUGGGGCUCGUCACCAUUGGCAUCAUGUGUUGGAGACUUGAGGCGACAGUUCAGUCCUCCAAAAACCCCGACUUCACUUUUACGCUGGCGAACAUCGGUCUGAUCAGCAUGCUCGAGCUCUGGCUGGGGAUCAUCUGCGCUUGCAUACCCACAUUGACGCCUCUGCUCAAGACGUACGUGAACCCGGCACUAAAGAAGAUCGUGUCGAUAGGCUCAUCCGCAACGCGCUCGUUCCGCGGCCCGGAGCGUCUCAAAUCAGUCAGCAGGAGCCGCUUCCGAGCCUGGUUCACCCAGACGGAGAGGACACGCCAGUCCAGAUUAUGA
This is a messenger RNA of Pseudomassariella vexata, 948 nucleotides long. RefSeq lists its product as uncharacterized. Bases 1 to 948 code for a protein of 315 amino acids. Lineage: Eukaryota; Fungi; Ascomycota; Sordariomycetes; Amphisphaeriales; Pseudomassariaceae. The record is from RefSeq and is a predicted model, not a curated record. The transcript has 5 exons.